Messenger RNA from Hibiscus syriacus, 468 nucleotides. RefSeq lists its product as uncharacterized. Bases 1 to 468 code for a protein of 155 amino acids. The transcript has a single exon. The record is from RefSeq and is a predicted model, not a curated record. NCBI's taxonomy places the organism in Eukaryota, Viridiplantae, Streptophyta, Magnoliopsida, Malvales, Malvaceae.
AUGUCCGUCCAGCGGCGGCAACCCCUGCUGCAAAGCCGUUCUUCUUCCAACUCCUUCCGCUCCUCCACUGUCGACGGCGGCGGAAGCUCCAGGAACAGUGCCAAAUUUGGGGAGUUUUGUGGGGGUACGACAGCCGAGUGUGCUGCUAUUUGUUGUUGUUGUCCUUGUUCCGUAGCAAACCUUCUAGUUUUAGCAUUUUACAAGGUACCCGUAGGGCUAUGCCGCCGCGCUCUCCGCCUGAAACGGCGGCGUAAGUUGAAGAAGAAGGGGUUGAUUCAGCCGAAGAACCACCUGGGUGAUAAGCAAAUUUGUGUGGAGGAUAUUUUCCCGGACGUGAAGCGCUCUGAAGAAGCCGAGAAAGCGGUGGUGGAACUGGAAAAAGAGAUGUGGCAAAGAUUCUAUGGCACUGGAUUUUGGAGAAGACCUUCUCAGAGAGUAGAGUCACCCAGAAGAAUUAAACAACUAUAA